AGUCAGUUUGUAGCCAACAACAAGAUGCCACUAGUGUUACAUAAAACAGACGGGAGCCCUCCUGUCAGGGCUGUUCUUAUGACUAUUGACAUUCUUAAACUGAAAGUGGAGUUUGUUGAAGUCAAUACAUUGGCUGGAGAAACCCGGAGACCGGAAUAUGUUGCAAAAAAUCCUAUGCAUACAGUACCGCUACUUGAAGAUGGGAAUUUUACACUAGCUGACAGCCACGCGAUUAUUACAUACUUGGUGUCCAAAUAUGGUGGUGAAAAACGAGCGGAACUGUAUCCUAACGACUUCAGUACAAGAGCUACAAUCGAUCAGCGUUUAUACUUUGACGCUGCUGUGCUAUUCCCAAGAUUAAUUUCCAUCUUAAGGCCAGUAUUUAGAGAUAAAGCGACGGGACCGACUGCACAGCAAAUUGAAGACGUCAAAGAAGGUUAUGGAAUGCUUGAGAGAUACCUUCAAAAGUCUGAGUAUCUAGUUGGAAGCACUAUAACCUUGGCAGAUAUAUCCUUAGCUGCAACAGUGUCAACGCUCAAUGUGAUAGUACCAUUAACGGAAGAGUUUCCGAAAACUAUUCAAUGGUUGAACAAUUUGAGAGGAACUGAUUUUUACAAGAAAGCCAAUGAACCAGGAUUGACGAAGAUUACUGAAUUCUACAAUCUGUCGAUAAAGAAUAAUUCAUCAUAAUUGAAACAAACUUAAGUUUCAAUAAAAAUAAUUGCAAAUUG
Galleria mellonella (greater wax moth) is the source of this 731-nucleotide messenger RNA. RefSeq names its product glutathione S-transferase 1-like. NCBI's taxonomy places the organism in Eukaryota, Metazoa, Arthropoda, Insecta, Lepidoptera, Pyralidae. Gene Ontology annotation, molecular function: glutathione transferase activity. Bases 25 to 690 code for a protein of 221 amino acids. The transcript has a single exon. The record is from RefSeq and is a predicted model, not a curated record. Gene Ontology annotation, biological process: glutathione metabolic process.